This is a messenger RNA of Anastrepha obliqua, 1367 nucleotides long. RefSeq lists its product as uncharacterized. The coding region runs from base 120 to 1367 and encodes 415 amino acids. The record is from RefSeq and is a predicted model, not a curated record. Lineage: Eukaryota; Metazoa; Arthropoda; Insecta; Diptera; Tephritidae. The transcript has 2 exons.
GUAAUGCUAGAGUGACAACAUACGGAGGACCACACAAUAUCAGAGUUCUGAAGGGACUUGAUGAAUCGAAACACAUCCUUCAUGCACCAAACCCCGAAGAAGUCGAAGCGUUAAGAGUCAUGAAUAGGAUCAAACGUAAAGCUACAGAAAAUCCUGAAGCUCCUCCAGCUCAAAUAUUACGAACUGAAUUGCGAAACGUUUCACCAGCGGUAUUAGCGGAAAUGCCAAACAGAAUUAAUUCCCGAAAAAGUCUUAGUCGUGAAAGAUUAAAAGAUUUUCCCUCGAACCCGCGAACGCUGAGAGAAUUGCAGGAUAUUCCAGGCUUUUAUCAAAAUUCAUUGAAUGGAGAUAAAUUUCUAAUUUACGACUCCUAUGAAAAUGACGAAGACUCAGAAUUUGGGAGAAUACUCGUGUUCGCGACGCCUGAAAAUUUAAGGCAAUUAUUCAGGAGCAUAUUGUGGUUUGCCGACGGAACAUUUAAAACUGCGCCAAGUAUAUUUUUCCAAGUUUUCGCAAUUCUCGGAGCAGUUACACAACCGGAUUCAAGAGGAAAACCACAAACUAUUGGUUUACCUUUUGUCUACGCAUUAUUAGAAAACAAAGAGCAGAAAGUAUACGAAAAAGUAUUCUCGGUUGUUUUGCAAGAGGCAGAACGUCUAGGUAUCGAUAUUUCUCUUCCGAUUAAAGUGAUGACAGAUUUUGAGUUGGCUAUCAUCAAUGCUGUAAAAAUCGUAAUGGGCGAAGACAAGGCACGCUGCUGUUUUUUCCACCUCUGUCAAAACAUGUACCGCCAUAUCCAAAGUGAAGGACUUCAGAAAAUGUAUUGCGAUCCUGAAGAUCGAUCGGUCAAAGUAGCCACUCAUAUGAUAUGUGCCCUUGCUUUCGUCCCACAUCAAAACAUCGCCCGAGAAUUCGAAACCUUAAAAAAUGAAAUACCGGAGGAAAUGCGACCAAUUUCAAAAUACUUUGACGCUACGUACGUCCGAGGAAAACCUGCAAAAGGUCGACGUAAACAGGUGCAUCCUCGCUAUGCUCCAGAUUUGUGGUGUCAAUAUGAUGCAGUCAUUCAACAAACUGCGAGAACGAAUAAUAUAUCCGAAGGAUGGCACAACAGGCUUCAAGUUGUUAUAGGGAAAGAUCACCCCAGCUUCUACAUUUUUCUUUCCGAGUUGCAGAAAGAGCAAUCGGACACAGAAAUAAUGAUGCGACAAUUGCAAUCAGGACAGCAAGUUAAGAAAAAUAAAGAUUCCAAGAGGUUGAAACAUGAACAGAGAAUAUUUAACAUUGUUUCGAAAUAUCACGAAUAUGUUGAUAACAAUGAUAUUGUCACAUACUUGAAAACUCUAGGAUACUAUAUUCGCAUGUAA